UGCGCCGCCUGCGCGCGUGCGACUCAGUCGGAAGGAUGGAUUCGAAGGCGGUCGUCGUUCACUUGGUCUGCGGAACGCGUUCGCCGUGACAUGGAGGCCGGUGACUCGUUGGUCGCCAACCAGUCGGCGUCGUCGACGGACGCCGACUUCCCUGGCGAGAACCUUUUCAAGGGCUACUCGCCGGUGCUGCUCGACCUGGCCGUCGCCUGCUGCGUCCUUUUCAUUCUGCUCGGCAUCCCUGGCAACCUCAUCACUAUAAUUGCACUCCUCAGGUGUAAAAAGGUUCGCAAUGCCACGGCAGUUUUCAUCAUAAACCUGAGCGUGUCCGAUUUGAUGCUGUGCUGCUUCAACCUACCCCUGGUGGCGUCACUUUUCUGGCAACGCGCCUGGCGCCACGGUCAAUUCCUUUGCGUGCUGCUGCCACUGCUGCGGUACGGCCUGGUCGCCGUGUCCCUCUUCACCGUGUUCGCAAUCACCCUGAACCGCUACGUCAUGAUCGGACACCCACAACUGUAUCCCAGACUGUACAAACGCAAAUACUUGGCGCUCAUGGUGGCAUGCACGUGGCUGACGGGAUUUGGCGCGCUGAUUCCAACCCUGCUGGGCGAGUGGGGCAAAUUCGGUCUGGACACCAGCAUAGGGAGCUGCACCAUUCUGCCGGACGAGCAGAACCGCUCGCCCAAGAAGUUCCUCUUCAUCAUCGGCUUCCUCAUUCCGUGCCUGGCCAUCGUGGUUUGCUACGCGCGCAUCUUCUACAUUGUGCGCAAAACAGCGCUGAAGUCGCGCGCUCGCAACCUCAAAAGUGCGACGGCGACGCCGGCAGCAUCAAACCACGGCGGCGGCGACAAUGGCCUCCUCGGCGUCGCCACCAACGGAGCCAACUCGGAGAUUUCGGGCGUCACGUGCUCCAGCAUGCGCAGGGAUGGACUGGCCUCUGAAGACUCAGCCAUCGGCCUCAGCAGUCUUGCCGAAACGAACGGACACUCCGACAUGAAGAGUGACGUUGGAGACGCCAACGGCAAGAGCAGAAAAUGCUCCUUUCUUACCCCAACACCAAUGAGACUUCAACUUCCAGGCAAGGCAAUGUUUCGCAUGGAGGACCAAUCAACCUCUGGAGUUGACACGGGCAACCUGGGCGACGACGAAGGAGGCGUCAUUACUCCCGAUCGCAGCGCCACGCCCAGCGUCUCAGCGCCAGGGUCGCCGACCCUUCAGCGCCGUGAGCGCAUGUCCUCUGCGGUCACGGUCAACUCGGCGCUGUCCCACUUUGCUUCAGUUUUCCGCAAAAGUCCCCGUCGCCGUCGGCCGAGCACGCCGUCGGCACCACAGCCUGGCAAGAUGACCGCCAAGGACAAGAAGCUGCUGAAGAUGAUCCUGGUCAUCUUUGUGUGCUUCCUUGUUUGCUACCUGCCGAUCACCCUGACCAAGACGUUCAAGGCGGUCGAGUUCAUGAACCUGAACAUCCUGAGCUACAUCCUGGUCUACCUGACCACGUGCACCAACCCAAUCAUUUACGUUGUCAUGAGUUCUGAGUAUCGCCAGGCGUACAAGAAUCUGAUCAUGUGUCGGCGUGCUGAGUGGACGAUUGGUGACCCUGCGGGAGGUCACAAUGGACCCAACGGUGGCCCCAGCCGCAGCGUUUCUCAGCGGGCAUGACGGCGAAGCCGCCCCCGCGCCCGUUCGCGGGGGCUGGAGGACCCCAACGCCUCCACGUCAGUCGUCAGCCGAGUCCUCAGCUUCAGGCGAGCCAAACUAAACGGCGGCGAGCACCAAAAUGGCGCCAACCCUGACAAGCAGAUAUGAACUGCGGCUGUGGACCUUGGAAGUGUUGUUUAAUUAAAAAGUGGUGCUGAAAAAGACAGGAUCUGUUAAUUUGAAAUGAUCACUUAAACUUUUGUGAACAUAUUAUUCUUGUGAUCCUAAAUUUUGUUCAUUUAUAAAAGUUUAUUAUUUUUUGAACGGUUAAACACACAUGAAUAAAUUUUUCUUUGUGUAAAAUAUCAUCUAAUUCUUACAACAGCCAUCUCAGCUGCAAAAUCUCAAUUCAAUGUGAAAAGUUGUCCACAAUGUUUAACAAUAAGUGUUUCGUUUUUUGUAUCAGAAGAGCUGAUCCACAGCCGCGUAAAUAAAUCAUGCAAGCAAACUACUCCCUACACCGUUUAGAAAAUGAAAAGUCAAUAAAAGUUUAAAACAAUUUAAAGUAAACCUGAUGUCACCGCAGGAUGGUGCGGAGGUAACGGAACAAUUUUUCCGAAGAGGAUCAAAGUGAGAAGUGAUUUAUCUGUGAUGAAUGUCAAAGAAUAACUCAUCGUUUUACAUUUAUAAUGAGUGGUUAAUAAGCACUUUUGAAUUGAAAUUAUUAUUCGCCGUUGAAAUUUGAGAAACAUGAAAUAAUUCACUCGAGAGAUAAACUCUUGCUGUGAAUGUGGGAGCGGAAAAAGGAAGCGGUUUGUCUGCCUCAAUUUACGACUUCUUCCUGGUGUAUUUUGUAUGGAGAUUAAACAAAAUAUAAAUGAAUAAUUAUACUUGUGGACCGAAAAAUAAUAUAACCAUUGUCAAAGUGCACAACAGUUUUGCUGCCAGUUAUUUUAACAAAUGUCGCCUGCGGUCGAGAAGUCAAAUCGUCCCACUAUUCACGAAAAGUUGAUUAAUUAAAAUUUAACUGAGCUAGAUGAUUGACAGAAAAAUGGAAAGGAGAUUAAUUAAAAAAUGAUCCAUUGUUCCUGAGCAGUAUUUUCACAGUUAGAGGCGCUCUUUUAGACUCGAGAAUAGACGCGAGAGACGAGUUUCAUAAUUUUAGAAAUGAGAUAUUAUAAAAUCGCGAGAUCUGCUAGAGGAUGAGGUUUAGAAUAUUGUUGCCGCAAUGUUGCUCAGUUGAUUUUUGUAAAUAUAAAUUAAAUCAUUAUGAGAUGUUACAAAAAGAGCAUGCAUUUUAACUAUUAUAAUUGUCGCUCGCAAUAUACCGCAGCAAAAGCCACUGUUUUAGCCGCCGUUUUUACGAGAUGUUGUUUUCCCAAUGCCAAAUAGAGGCUGAAUCUCACAUAUUGUAUUUUUCUUUUUCGAUGCCAAAGAAAGAAGGUUUAUGUAUUACACGUAGGCGAGUAAGAAAUAUUACAGAGCAUUUCGUGUACAUUAUUGUUUCACCAGCGUAUGUAUCUCUCUCAGAUGUCUUAUCGGAACAAUAAAACGAUUACGAUAACUCUGUU
Neocloeon triangulifer is the source of this 3206-nucleotide messenger RNA. RefSeq names its product protein trapped in endoderm-1-like. The record is from RefSeq and is a predicted model, not a curated record. Gene Ontology annotation, molecular function: G protein-coupled receptor activity. The transcript has 4 exons. Gene Ontology annotation, biological process: G protein-coupled receptor signaling pathway. Gene Ontology annotation, cellular component: membrane. Lineage: Eukaryota; Metazoa; Arthropoda; Insecta; Ephemeroptera; Baetidae. Bases 91 to 1656 code for a protein of 521 amino acids.